AUGAAACGAUCUUCCCUCCAGUUGUCUUCUCAUGCCCCUACUAGAGCUCGCACACGUGUCUCAAUCAAGACCUCCCAGACUUCUUGGACAGAAGCUGAAGAUAACUUACUUACAAAGCUGAUGGAUGAAGAACCUAACAUUCCACCAGAUGUAUUAGCCAUGAGCUUCCCAGAAAAGACACAACAACAGGUUAUGGAUCGCUGGAAUAAAGUCUUGAAUCCAGAGCUUAUUAAGGGAAGCUGGACUUCCGAGGAAGACGAGAUCAUCACCAAAUGGGUCCAAGAACAUGGCCCUAGAAAUUGGUCUUCCCUUGCUGCUACACUUCCUGGCCGUCUCGGAAAGCAAUGCCGUGAAAGAUGGGUUAAUAACUUAUCCCCCGAUCUUAAUCACCAACCAUGGACAGAAGAAGAGGACAGAAUUUUAAUUGAGCAUCAAAAGAAGUGGGGUAACAAAUGGGCAAAAAUUGCUACAUUACUUCCAGGUCGUACUGAUAACUCUGUAAAGAACAGAUGGAACUCUUCAUUAAAGAGGAAACUGGAAAGAAUAGCUCUUGGCCAAGCCCCAGUACAUAAACGUGGAAGGAAGCCAAAGAGAGCUUCUAAUGCUCCAGAUGUAGCUCCAACAACAGAAUCGAAAGGAGAGAUCAGUAUUUCUGGCGCUCAAACGGAAAUAGUUGUACUAGCUCCGGAAGAACCAGAGAAAGAUGAGCCAAAGAUAAUCGAAAAGGAAGAAAAGAAAGAAAAGGUAUCCCAAUCAGAAAUGCCAAAACCAGACUUAAGCAACGUAGAACUUUCACUUCCAAGCCCUGCUGGAAUACAAACACCUUUACUUUUCUCACCAUUUAUGCAGAUGUCACCGAUACUUAUGAAGGAUAGUCCAUUUUACCCACUUUGGUCACCAGGAAGUAACAGUGACAUGAAAGGUGCUCUUCUCAAAUCACCACUUCCAUUCUCUCUCGAUUCGAACGAUGCUCUUAAUCCAAAACCAACCGAAUUCAAGAUCUAA
Trichomonas vaginalis G3 is the source of this 1005-nucleotide messenger RNA. Its product is annotated as RNA polymerase II transcription regulator recruiting protein. The record is from RefSeq and is a predicted model, not a curated record. Bases 1 to 1005 code for a protein of 334 amino acids. Gene Ontology annotation, molecular function: RNA polymerase II cis-regulatory region sequence-specific DNA binding; DNA-binding transcription factor activity, RNA polymerase II-specific. The transcript has a single exon. Gene Ontology annotation, biological process: regulation of DNA-templated transcription. Gene Ontology annotation, cellular component: nucleus. Lineage: Eukaryota; Parabasalia; Trichomonadida; Trichomonadidae.